Messenger RNA from Alternaria incomplexa, 3357 nucleotides. RefSeq lists its product as uncharacterized. NCBI's taxonomy places the organism in Eukaryota, Fungi, Ascomycota, Dothideomycetes, Pleosporales, Pleosporaceae. The transcript has a single exon. Gene Ontology annotation, molecular function: phosphatidylinositol-4,5-bisphosphate phospholipase C activity. The record is from RefSeq and is a predicted model, not a curated record. Gene Ontology annotation, biological process: phosphatidylinositol-mediated signaling; lipid metabolic process. Bases 1 to 3357 code for a protein of 1118 amino acids.
AUGUCGCUGCUGCACGACGCCAUCUCGCGACCGCGCAUGCCUUCGCCCUCGCCCAGCUUCGGACGCGCCAUCACCAUACCCGCCCGCUCCAGUCCCGCGCUGACGGCCUCGUACCUCAAUGGCUCUCUCAAUGGCUCCCUGCAGUCCACGCCCGAGGGCAUGGUGCCCGUCUCGUCCUCGCUGCCGGCCAUUCCCUCCUACACCCUGCCCGAGUCGCUCCUGCCUCCACCACCCGUCCAGUCGCCGCCCACGUCCUCACCGUCAGCCAUGGCCGAGGCCCUAGGAAAGGGACCAGGUCUGAUCCGCAGAGUGAGCCGCGGCGCGCAGGGCAUUCCAGGUCGCUUCCGCCGAGGCAAUGCGUCUGCGCAGCGCGACAAGAGCUCCGGCCCCGUCAUCAUGCGCCGCCGCAGCGACAGCAGGACUGCCGCCGACGCCGACACUGGCAUCUCCGACUUCGACGCCUUUGAAGAGGAGGAAGCCGUAGAAGACCCCUUUGAGCCCAUCCACGGCCUUGGCAUCUCACACCCAACACCCAGCUUCAGCUCGAUACCAGAUGCCGCCGUCGUCGCCCCCGUACGCAACUCGCGCCUCGAGCAGGGCACCGUUUUGAGAAAGAUUACCAAGAAGGAGAAGAAGGAGAUCAACCUGCGGCUCGAUCUGGAAUCAGCCAAGGUGUUCUGGGAUUCCUCGCGCCCCUCCAAAGCCUUCUACAUCGACGAUGUCAAGGAGAUCCGCUCAGGUCCGGAAGCUAAGCACUACCGCGAAGAGUGCAACCUAUCCGAGAACUGGGCCCCCUACUGGUUUACCAUUGUCUACACCGACACAACACGCUCCAAGGGUCGGAUACGAACGAUGCACUUGAUUGCGCCUGACGUUGGCAUCUUCAACAUGUGGACUCAGACGCUCGAGUCUGUGUCGCGCAACCGCAUCGACCUGAUGGCCGGCCUCUUGGGCUUUGCCGACAAGAGCGCGAAGCUCGUCUGGCAACGCGCAAUGAAGAAGCGUGGCGAGGGCGACGAGACACUUGACUUCCCCAGCACCGUCGAGCUGUGCCGAAGUCUACACAUCAACUGCACCGAAGCCACCCUUCGCGCCUACUUCCAGAAAGCCGAUACCCUCGACGCUGGAAAACUAAACCAAUCGCAAUUCUUGUACUUUGUGCGCCGCCUCAAGGAGCGCAAAGACAUCAAGGCGAUCUACAAGACCUACACGUCUGGCUCAAAAAUUGAGAUGGACAAGUACACUUUCUUCGACUUUCUGCAGCGCGAGCAAGGCGUAGACGUGAACGCCGACCUCGAAUACUGGACCAACACCUUUGAGAAGUUUGCGCGUGCAACAAGACCCAGAAUGGCUGCUACUCCGACCGAGGGCGGAGAGGUCCCAUUGCCAUUGGCCAUGAACUUCCCCGCUUUCCAGACGUACCUGACUUCGGCUGCCAACUCCAUCCUCAAGCCAGCCGGCCAGCCACAGGAACUCAACCGACCAUUGAACGAGUACUACAUCUCCAGCUCACACAACACUUACCUGCUCGGCCGUCAAGUUGCAGGCGAAUCAAGCACUGAGGCGUACAUUACUGCGCUUCAGAAGGGCUGCCGAUGCCUCGAGAUCGACUGCUGGGAUGGCGCCGACAACAUUCCGGUCGUCAUGCACGGCCGCACUCUGACCAAGAGCAUCCUCUUCCAAGACACCAUCAAGGUCAUCAACAAGUACGCCUUCACAGAAUCACCCUAUCCAGUCAUCCUCUCGCUUGAGGUGCACUGCUCUCCGGUCCAACAGUCUGCCAUGGUCAAGAUCAUGAUGCAGGAGUUUGGUGACAAAUUGGUUCUCCAGCCACUGGACUUUGAGUCGCAGUCGCUACCCUCACCAGAAGAGCUGAAGCACCGCAUUCUCAUCAAGGUCAAGCGUGCUGCUGGCGAUGAAAUCGACACCAGGGCUCUCAUGGGCGAGAUCACCUCCCGAAGACAGCGCAGCUUCAGCUCUCCAUGGUCGAGACCCGUGAUACUGAACGACAACCUCAUCCCGAACUCGCCUCUUCUUUCCAGCCCGCCUUCAAUGAGCCCACCAGAGCGAGCAGCAUCCUUCUGGGCAACACCCCGAACAUCAAACAACACGCUACCCACUUCCGCAGCUGUGAGCUCAGCUGAAGACAGCGACAGCCCCAAUGCAACCACUGCCGAGACUGCUGAGGUAGUAGAUGAUCGCCGUAAGCCGAAGAAGACCAAGACCAGCAACAUCACGAAAGAGCUCGGCAAUCUUGGUGUCUACACAAGAGGAGUCAAGUUCACCGACUUUGGCAGCAUCGAUGCAAACACCUUCAACCAUGUCUUCUCCAUCAACGAGCGCGCUUUCGAGAAGCUCACCAAGCCCGGAGCCCGGGAGAAGCACUUGCUUGAGGAGCAUAACAUGCGUUGCCUCAUGCGCGUCUACCCUCACGCCUUCCGCAUCAACUCGUCCAACUUUGAUCCCCUCAAGUUCUGGCGUCGCGGCGUCCAGAUGGCUGCGCUGAACUGGCAAACUUAUGAUCUCGGUCAACAGUUGAACGAGGCCAUGUUUGCUGGUGGAGAAGACCGCACCGGCUACGUGCUGAAGCCAGCUGCUCUUCGUCUUGAGUCACAGACCCCAGUCAUUGGUCACAGGAAGGCACCUAAGAAGGAAGUCAAGUUCACUGUGCAAAUCAUCUCUGCUCAACAGCUCCCGCGCCCCCGCGGUCUCGGACAGGAAGCCAAUAUCAACCCCUAUGUUGAGUUUGAGAUGUACUGUGCUGAAGACAUGGGUGCGAAUGCCACCGGUAUCGGCGGACAGGACGCAUCUGCUCGCAAUGGCCACUCUGGCAUCGGCAAUCCCCUGCGCAAGCGAACACGCAUCGUAGAGGGCAAUGGUUACAACCCCGAGUUCGGCAACGAGAUUGAUAUGACAGUUACGACCAGGUACCCCAGCCUUGUCUUCGUCCGCUGGACUGUCUGGAACUCGCUCGAUGCCCGAACCACCAAUCACGCCCCUCUUGCUACAUUCACGGCCAAGCUCAACAGCAUCCAGCAAGGCUACCGCCAUCUCCCGCUUUACGACAGCAAUGGCGAGCAAUACCUGUUCUCCACUCUCUUCUGCAAGAUCAAGAAGCAGGACAUUGUCGACGCACCCGAGCCUGCCGCCAACGCUUCUUGCGGAUCAUCCAUUGAGCCUGCCAGCCCGCUUCAAGAGCCCACCAACACCAAGGCAAGCCGCAGCUUCGUGAGGCGCUUGAUCAGCCGUGCGCCCAGCGAGCGCAGGAAGCGCAAGGAAGAACAGCAACGCGCGGGUAGCGAGUCGCGCGAAUCCGACCUAGACUCCAUCAGUCGCUCAAGCACAUUCGAGCGAUAG